AUGUGUGGUUCUAACCGAGAAUCCGUAGUACUAGGGACAAAAUCUGGCGUGCCAUCGGGUUUAACAACACCGCCAUUCGAAUUCCCCCCCUACGGAUCCAACUUCGGGCAUACAACAGUGAACAAUAGAGGGAGUGUGCGCUAUGGAGAGAAGCUGUGGCGCCUGUGCCGUUCUCCGUUAUGUCGGGCCAGUAGAAGGUGUCUAGAGACAUUUAUCUUCCACAAAGACUGUUUCUGGUUCGCAAAGCUUAAAUCUCCAACGCUCACCCUCUCUUACAUCUUUGAAGUAGGAUUCUGGUCACGUCCAUACUCGUCACGUCCAUACUCAGGACUAUGCUAUCAAACUCGUCUGCCUUGGGUUUCCCCGGAGCUGGCUGCUUAUACGGAUACGGAUUACACAAGAGAUGUGCUUGACGGCAUAAUAACAACGGGCGAUAUUAUAAAGUUUCUUGAAAGCCUUCCAUCUGAGCUUUGCCAAUUGGUUAAAAGUUACUGCCCUGAAUCUCCGUUGUGGAGAUAUAGUGUUGCAGUUGCAUGGCCCCCAAAGACGUUUCUAAAACUAGGAGAGAGCAAUAUCGUAACUGUAUCCCUUAGGGACUUAGACGGAUGGGUUCGAGGGACUAUACUCCCAAACUCCGAGGAAGCUACAUUGUGUAGGCGUAUUCUAGCACGAAUAAGCCUAGACAAUGACGGUAUACGAAAAGUAGAAUUUCUUAAUGACUGGCCCGACGCUUCUUCGAGUUUUCUUCCCACUCUAGGCCAAUGGUAUAUCGUCGAGGAUUUUGAGGACACUAAAGUUGAAUUCCUAUCAAAGCUUAAGUUUUGUCAAGGGGGUUGUAACGUAUGGGAUACUCCUAACCCUCCACGCCCAGACCUCUACCGUUUUGUAGAUUGUCGUAAGUUAUGGCAUCCACGAAUCAGCCGUAUUCCAGUGGUUAGAGGCAUUACGGGCAUAACUGUAUUUUUGCAUAAUGGCUAUAUUUAUGGUCUUCAUGCGCACCGAGACGGCUCGUCAGUUGCAUUUGACUUUUCUAUACUCCGUCUUCGCUUCUCCAAUCCUAUUUGGUUGUACUUUCCACUCGUUUUAGAAGAAGAGAUUCAAGCAGUGUGGAUUUGCCACAGGGAAAGGGGAAAGAGCUACACAUUCACAGUCAAAACGUCCUAUGGCAGGACAUAUAAAUUCGGCAGCCAAACCGAUGAUCCUCACAGUACCAUCCAGUGUCUAGGCUAUGGCUCUAUAAAAUAUCUCUUGUAUAAUAAUCCUGAUCCAGGAGAAGCAAUAUGGGGUCUUGGCGUCAGCCAAAAUACAGAAGAGAAUCCUUUGCACGAACUAGAAUAUCCUACAGCUAUUGAGCACCCCUCUAAUAGUAAGGGCAUAUACUACUCUCGAGCGUCAUUAGAAGGCGUGUGUAAGGUUGAGUGUUUUCUCGAUGAUAACAACCCUGAUGGGGUUGUUCAAUCCUGUAUUGGUGUUCUACUUCACUAUUCUGAUAAUCGGAGAGAGGCACUAGGAGAAUGCCGUAUAGGGGUUUCCAAGACUAUUCAUAUCAAUGCACCAACAAUGCUACAUCUCAGGCCAGGUUCUAGCGAAGAGUUGCACUCUGGAGUCUGGUUUACGUCUUUGGCAAGCGAGGCACAGGACUUGGAAAGUCUUGGCUGGAAAGGGAGACAGAUGGGUGGGUUUAUAACUUGGUGUUUUGGAAACGAAGUGAUAGAAAUUGUUCAUGCCUAG
This is a messenger RNA of Venustampulla echinocandica, 1731 nucleotides long. RefSeq lists its product as uncharacterized. The transcript has 3 exons. The coding region runs from base 1 to 1731 and encodes 576 amino acids. The record is from RefSeq and is a predicted model, not a curated record. Lineage: Eukaryota; Fungi; Ascomycota; Leotiomycetes; Helotiales; Pleuroascaceae.